GGAAAUACAACUCCUACGUCGGUUACGGCACAAAAACGUCAUCCAGCUUGUUGACGUGUUGUACAAUGAAGAGAAGCAGAAGAUGUAUAUGGUGAUGGAAUACUGUGUGUGUGGCAUGCAGGAGAUGUUGGACAGUGUCCCUGAAAAAAAGUUUCCAGUUUUUCAAGCGCACGGGUAUUUUUGCCAGCUGAUAGAUGGCUUGGAAUAUCUGCACAGCCAAGGCAUCGUUCACAAAGAUAUUAAACCAGGGAACCUCUUGCUCACAACCAAUGGGACGCUGAAGAUAUCGGAUCUGGGCGUGGCAGAGGCAUUGCACCCGUUCGCAGAGGACGACAUGUGCCGAACAAGCCAGGGCUCACCCGCUUUUCAGCCGCCAGAAAUCGCCAAUGGCCUCGAUACCUUUUCAGGCUUCAAAGUGGAUAUUUGGUCUGCAGGUGUCACACUGUACAAUAUAACGACUGGCCUUUAUCCCUUUGAGGGUGAUAAUAUUUAUAAGUUAUUUGAAAACAUUGGGAAAGGGGACUAUACGAUUCCAGAGGAUUGUGGCCCUCCGCUCUCAGAUCUGCUUAGAGGAAUGCUUGAAUAUGAUCCAGCCAAGAGAUUUUCAAUACAACAGAUAAGGCAUCAUAACUGGUUUCGGAAAAAACACACACAGUCUGACCCCCUGGUUCCCAUCCCCCCCAGCCCAGAGACAAAAGACAGAUGGAGAAGUAUGACGGUGGUGCCUUACCUGGAAGACCUGCAUGGCUACAAUGAAGAGGAGGAAGACGAUGAUUUAAAAGAGGACUACUUGGAUGAUGAGAUCAUCUACACUCAGGAUUUCACUGUACCAGGGCAGGUGCCUGACCAGGAGACCAGGCAGAACGGGCAGAGUCGCAGCAGAGGGCUGCCCAAACCCAUCUGCAUGAAUGGGACAGAGCCAGGGCAGCUGAGCACGAAGAACAGGACUGAGCGGCGGGCAAGCGCCUCUUCCAACCCAUCUUCCCGCAAGGCCUCCUCUGCUGGCAGCAAGAUCCGCAAACUCUCCACCUGCAAGCAGCAGUGACACCCAAAGCCUGAUCACCCUCCUCCUGGAGUCCGAAGUUGCCUGACGCUCUGGGUGACCACAACCAUCAUCCUCGUCUCUGUCUCUCCUGCCCCUUCUCUUCCCGUAGCAAAUGUUCCAUAGAACACGCUUGCAAUCAAAAAGACGGAAGAAAAAGACUUUGCAAAGUGACAGACCCAAUAAGAGGGAGGGCAUCGCACGGACACCCCCCCCCCCCCCAGUGCUGUCUUGACUCGUCCGUUCCUUUAUGCCGCUUUCAACAAGUCCUCCUGUGGACUGAACUAGAGUUUUUGGCGGUCCUUUCUUGGACAAUCCCAUGCUUUUGCCAGCCACUACCAGGACUCUGUGGGUUGUCGUGGGAAAAGGCAUUCCCUGUUGGGUAGUGGGGUGAGAUUUAGGGGGCUGAGAUGUGGGAGAUGGAGUUUCUUUUCAUGGAAGUCUCUCUCCUGUGCCUUCCUGGGUGUGUUAGACUUUUUUGCAAGCCAUCAACACGCACUUUAUGUAGUAGACUACUGUUAUAUAAUAUAUAUAUAUAUGUGUGUGUGUGUGUAUAUAUAUAUAUAUAUAUUAUAUUAUAUAUUUUUCUCUUUUUCUUGGGCCCCACCUUCCUCCCUCCCCUCCUUUUUUUCAUUUUCCUUUAUAUUUGCAGUAUCUCUCUAUACCUUACACAUUGUGAUGUAUUUGAAAUUUAUAAAAAGACUAGAGCCAGGAGUGAAUGGGGAGGGAUGGAAGGCCUUUGGAAUUGAGAAUUGGGGAUUUAAAAGAGCCAGGGAUGGGGGAGAUCAAACUGGUUUUAAACAGAAAGAAAACCACCACCAUGAAUUGAUUAAAAUUAAAGGAAAUGAAAAACCAUAAAUAAAAUUGAAAAAAAAAGUCUGCAUGAUGUUUAUAAAAGGGCUGGAGCAAAGGGAAAUGAGUGAUUUUUUUUUUCCUUUCCUUUCUUCAUCUUUUUUUUAAAAAAAGAAAAUAAAGUUAAUAUGGAGAGA
Messenger RNA from Sceloporus undulatus (fence lizard), 2031 nucleotides. RefSeq names its product serine/threonine kinase 11 (gene STK11). The coding region runs from base 83 to 1045 and encodes 320 amino acids. The transcript is spliced from 9 exons. Gene Ontology annotation, cellular component: cytoplasm. Gene Ontology annotation, molecular function: protein serine/threonine kinase activity; ATP binding. NCBI's taxonomy places the organism in Eukaryota, Metazoa, Chordata, Lepidosauria, Squamata, Phrynosomatidae. The record is from RefSeq and is a predicted model, not a curated record. Gene Ontology annotation, biological process: protein phosphorylation; intracellular signal transduction.